Molecule: messenger RNA, 390 nt
Organism: Colletotrichum spaethianum
Lineage: Eukaryota; Fungi; Ascomycota; Sordariomycetes; Glomerellales; Glomerellaceae
Exons: 1
Coding region: 1-390 (129 amino acids)
Source: RefSeq, a predicted model, not a curated record
AUGGACCAGUAUAUCGACAUUCGUACUUCAUAUGGACAGUACCAAUGGUAUCGACUCGGAAGUCUCGUGAACAACGAAGUAGAACUUGGACUCGACAGUUUCCAAUUCCUGACCUACCUGACGGCGGGGGCCGAGUGGGACUACAAACACCUAAAGAUGCAGAAGCGACUGGAGGACCAGCAAGUGGAUGAAAUGGUCGAUCGGCUCAUCCAACAGGAGCAAUUCGAUGCGGCAUAUGCACCACAAGUGGCGGAGGACUUCAACCUGCUAUCUGGAAUGCAGGUCGACGACAAUGAUGUCGAAGAGGAGCUAGCCAACAUGAUGUCUGAAACGCAAACUUAUGGAGAAGCACCUAAUCAAAGCGACUCUAGUGAAAGCGACCCCGGGUAG